AUGGCAGAACGCAGAUCGAGCAUCGCAGUUCUGUCAGAACACAACCGGCCGAUGGGUGACUCUGAUCACUGGGCAGAAAGCCUGGACAGGAAAUGCUCCGUGUUUGUUCCGAACUCCUCGGACUUGACCCUGGACGAGCAAGGAGCGGGCGCAGGCUUCGUCUGGGUGAGGCUGGGCGAUGUACUACUGUACAGCUGCUACUGCACUCCGAACUGCACGAUCCAAGAGUACGACCUGUUCCUGGGCGGACUGGAACUUUCGAUCGCGCAGCAGCCAAGAACACCUGGGAACCUGGUUGUUGCAGGGGACUUUAACUCUCACUCCCCUGAGUGGGGCUCAGCGAGGCUAGACAACAGAGGAUCCAUGCUGUCGGACUUCGCCACGUCGCUGGGUCUAACUUUAUGCAACGUCGGCUCAAGGCCCACCUUUAGACGGGUAAACGCAGCAUCAAUCAUUGACGUCACGAUGGAACGCUUUCCCUCCCGCGGCCGUCAACUAGUCACUGGCUGGUCGGUACUGGAGGACACCUACUCGGCAAGCGAUCACUUGUACAUCGAAUAUCACGUUUCCCUGCGAGCAGCGCAAGAAUCCACGCGCCAGACAACGAUAAACAGGGCUCCGGGCUGGUCAAUAAAAAAGUUCAAUCGGGCUGUGGCUGAAUUGUUCUUUGAAUUGUCUGGUCCGUCGAGACCACUGUCAUCUGCAGCACCCGCCUCGGAACACGUAACGCGUUUAGGGGCCUUACUCUCCGCCACUUGUGACGCCUCAAUGCCGCCUAGGUCGACGUUCGAAGCUAGGAGAGCCGUCCAUUGGUGGAGCGAUGACAUCGCCGCGCUUCGCAGGACCGCAAUUGCCGCGAGGAGAGCGUACCAGCGCGCCGGCCGCAGAUCGGGGAGGGGAACCCGGGAGGCCGAGCUGGAAACCUACAAGAAAGCGCGAUCUGACCUGAGAACGGAGAUCCGCAAGGCACAAGAGAGAAGCUGGUCGGAGCUGUGCCGUUCAGUAGACAAUGAUCCCUGGGGAGUCCCCUACAGGCUGGUCACCAAGAGAUUAGGCCGCCGAUCACCGGCAAUGGACCAUGCGGUGAGAGUAAACGUGGCUCGCGGUUUAUUCCCUCUAUCACCGAGGACAGAUUGGGAAAGUAUACCAGCAGUGGGUGGUGAGAUGGCUCUACCGGUCAUACUUCCCGAGGCGCUGCCAGGUAUACCACUGUUCACCACUGACGAAGUGGCUAGGACUGUCGGAAAACUGCCGUCGGGAAAGGCACCUGGUCCUGACCUCAUUCCCAACGAGAUUAUCAGAACAACCUUCGAAAAGUUCCCGGAAGUGUUUGUGGGCUGCUAUAACGCCUGCCUCUCUGAGGGGUCUUUUCCCACCCCAUGGAAGUGCGCCAAGCUGGUGUUACUGCACAAGGGCAAAGGGAAACCGAGGAACGAGCCUUCGAGCUACCGCCCAAUCAGCCUAUUGGACGGCUCCGGCAAGGUGCUAGAGAGGUUGCUCCUGGAGAGGCUAAUCCCUCACAUUGACAGCGUGGGUGCGUUAAGCAAUCUCCAAUUCGGCUUCAGGCGAUCGAGAUCCACCGUUGACGCUAUCCACCAAGUCCUGAACGUGGCCAAAGCUGCGGGCAGCGGCCCAGUCCAAAAUAGAGACCUGUGUGUCUUAGUGACGAUUGACGUGAAGAAUGCUUUCAACACAGCUCCGUGGCGAUUAAUCGACGUGGCACUACGCCGCUGCGGGACUCCGGACUACUUGCUAAACAUCCUCAGGUCGUACAUGGAGAACAGAGAACUGUUAAUCGGGGACAACGACUGCCUCCCCGUCACCUGUGGCGUCCCACAGGGCUCGGUGCUGGGCCCAACAUUGUGGAACCUGUUUUAUGAUGGAGUGCUCAGGCUCCCAGUGCCUGCAGGAGUCAAACUUGUCGCAUUCGCGGACGAUGUGGCGGUGGUGGCGGUGGCCCACAAUGCGGAGCUGAUCGAGCAAUUGGUAAACCCUGUCCUCUGCACGAUCUGCGAGUGGAUGACGGAGAAUCACCUACGACUCGCCCCCGAAAAAUCGGAAUGUGUGGUUCUCACGAAGAAGCACUCUUUUCGGGAUCCAGUGUUGCACAUUGAUGGGUGCCCGGUAGCCGUCAAAAGGUCGGUAAGGUACCUAGGCGUCCAGUUGGACACCCGCCUAUCCUUCGGCGUACACGUGGAAUCGGUGACAACUGGCGCGAGGAGAGCCGCCUCAGCGCUUGGCAGACUGAUGCCGAAUGUAGGUGGUCCAGCCCAGUGCAAGCGCAGCCUGCUAAUGAGCGUGGUACACAGCCGUCUGCUGUACGGCUCCGAUGUUUGGGCAGACGAGGUGCAGCACGUGGCCAAGUUCAGGAACCUGUUACUCCAGAGCCAGAGGUGCGCUGCCCUCAGAGUCGCGAGAUGUUUCAGAACUGUCUCCGACAUGGCCGCUCUUGUCCUGGCAAGGAUGCCGCCAGUCACUCUGCAGGCGGUCGUGCGAAAGCGUGCCACCGCUCACAGGCACGAAGGUGCGGUCUUGACAAACCAACAGAAGGAGGACCUCGUAAUCGGUGAAUGGCAGACGAUGUGGGAUGUCUCCACCAAAGCUGCAUGGACGAAAUCGCUCAUCCCAGAUCUGCGUAGAUGGUGGAGGCAUGGACCGAGGGAAGUAAGCUACCACAUGGCCCAAGCCCUAACGGGUCAUGGCUGCUUUCAGAGCUAUCUGUGGCGUAGGAAGAAAACUGAGAACCCAGGGUGCGUUCACUGCCCGGCCGUGUUCGACGAUGCAGAACACACUCUAUUCGUUUGUCCAUUCUGGGAUGCAGCAAGAACGGAAGUUGCAGCGGCGCUUAGGAACCCAGUUGGUCCAGAAGACGUUCUAUACCUCCUGUGCGGCCCUGACCCCCAAGAGCUUCCAGAUGAUCCGUCCCUGCGGAGAAGGUUAACUGCGGCAUCACUGAGGCAUGGGGAACUUUUUCAUCAGAUGGUGGAGUCCAUUCUAUCCGAGAAGGAAGAACUGGAGAGACAGCGCCAGCGUCAAAUGCGUCUUCAUAACCAUUAG
This is a messenger RNA of Macrosiphum euphorbiae (potato aphid), 3057 nucleotides long. The record is from the annotation of a GenBank genome assembly. NCBI's taxonomy places the organism in Eukaryota, Metazoa, Arthropoda, Insecta, Hemiptera, Aphididae.